AUGUCACGCCACGAAAUCACAACUAACGAAUUUCAACUUGAUUCUAGGAUGUUUUCCCAGAGCCUAGAUGAUAGAACUGAUGCUCCGUGGCUGACUGACAUUGAUUCGAUAAAAUAUUCCUCAAUUAUUUCAGAACCGCUCUCAGAACGUAAAGUGAAUCAAGCAUUACUCAAAGCGGAUGACUCUAGUAUGAAAUUGGAUGAUUUUUUACUUUCAAUACAAUCAGAUUUUGAUAUUCUCAGGAACCAACCAAUUCUCGACGAAAAUAUUACAAACAGUCAAAAUCUUCUCGUCAGACCGAUUGUAACACCCAAUCCAAUUAUAAAAUAUAUGAAAUUAUUAAGCGUCGAUUUUGAUUAUAAAGCUUCUGGACUUCCAAACAAAGUUCAGGCUUCCAUUUUUACAUGGAACCAAGUUCCAUUAACCGAAAUUGUUCAAAUUAACUUCGAAGACAGUCCAGCGAAAUUUCAUCUCUUCAACCGCUGUUUAGGCAACGUUGUCAUGCCAUAUACCGACGAUAUAAAGAAUACGCAUUUAAUAUGCCUACUCAAAAUGGUCAAAGAUCAGAAUUCUGUCGUUCCAUUUGCGUUUGGACACGCAAAAUGUGACAAAGACGGCAUAAUUAAUUUCUAUUGGACCUCAUUUUCAAACAAUCUCAGCUUUUCAGAGCAUAUUUCCAAAGAACCAUUACUAAAAAUCAAACUUUCAAUCACGAUAUCGAAUAAUGCCCAUCCUGAAGACAAAAUUACAGCUCGCAUUACACCAUACAACCCAAUGAUGCCAUCUCCAUUCCUUGUUAUAUACGAUUUUCACAUUCUCGCGAAAUCUUCAAUCGAUAAUUACAAAGUUAAAAUUUUUAUCAAAGAUGAUGAUGAAAACAAAGAAAGUCUUUACGCAUCACCCAUGGACAGUCAUUUAAUCGAGCGAUACAAGUCCCAUGUCGCUUUUUCAGACACAACUUUAUUUUUACCGGAGCCACUGAUGUUUUUAUUGAAUCCCAGCUUCGACAAAACACUCACUAUUGUCGUAACUGUAUGUCAGGAAGGCGUAAUCAUGUCAACUGUCAAGCAAACGUUCACAAUCAGAUUAGAUAAGGGUAGACAGUUCAUUCACAAGGUUAUUGACGGCUCAACGAUAUCUUUCGGAUAUCUGUAUCCUUCUCUCAUAGCUCCAAAUGCGGAAUUACGAUUGCCAAUGCAGAUGCCAGGAGUUCCACCUCAAUUUGACUCCACAGUGUUCGAUGACCUAUGGCCGUACAUUCUUUUACGUAAUUUGAACUCGAGCAAGUUCAGUUUGAACUUCUUGUCGGUCAUUUUUCAACAUAUUCCUCAAGACAAAAUUUCUAACUUCGCGGAUAGGUACUUUUACUGCUCAGAAGAGUUCUUCGCGAGUUUCUUGGACCAAAUGACCGCAGAUCCAGGUAUCGUAGAGCGUAUUCCUUAUCAUUUAUUCCCAUUAUUGUUCAAAGGAUUAUGUUUGCACGCGGAAUUGAUUGAAGUUAUGAUAAAUUAUAUAUGCGGAAUCCUUGCUUCCGAAAAAAGAGUUCAAACUAAAUCGGCGGCCAUCGAAAUGCUCCUAAGAAUGAGAUUGAUUUUCGAUCAUGAAGAAAUUGAAUUAAAACUGGUCGGAAUUAUCAAAAAACUGACAGACCUUGAAAAAGUGGAAGUUUUCUGUAUAAUUUUCUCUGACGGAAAUUUCUUAACAGAUGCAUGCCAUAUCAGUUUGCCAGAGGAGCCAGCAUCGAACUACAACAUGCUGAUAUCAUUGUUCUUCUCUACAAUGCAUAGCAUGCUCAAAACAAAAGGAAAUGCACAAUAUGUUUUGAAAGCUUUGCAUUAUCUCACGAAUACGUUACAGAGAUAUGGUUUGGAUGGUGGACCAAUACUUUCAUCAGCAUUCCAUGUCUUCUUUCAGUAUCAUUCCCUUUUACAAACAGAUCCUUCGUUUAAUGCAGUCAUUUUAUCACUGCUCGACACGAAAUUACCAGAAUGCUCGCAACCACUCUUCGAUAACCUAUCUCAUACUAGCCAAAUCCAGUUAAUUGACUUACUUCACGAUAUUUGUAAGACAAAACUGUAUUUGGUGCACGCAUUCAACUUUAUCUUGCGGCUCAAGAACAUACACGACUCUGUCUACAAGCCAAUUGUCAAUGUAUUCAUGAGUGGCUGUGAUGUUCAAUCUGCCGACGUAUUGAGCUUACAAACUCUUUCGAAAUUCAUCAACGAGAAUCCAGGAAUCUACAACUCCAAGGAAUCCGUCUUCUUCCUUGUCGAACAAGCCAUACAACGCCAGAAAAAGAACAGAUUCACUUUGGCCUUCCUUAAAUGGUUCAUUAGCUUGGAUACUGUUGGCCAUUCUAACGAAGCCCUGGUUUCCGUCUGUUUCGAGACGAUUCAGUCGUUAUCAGACAUCUUAGAUUUCUUUACUAAGAAUAAUUUCACGAAACCCUUCGAAAAACCUCCUUCUACACCUUUGCACUUAGAAGAAGCACUCAUUUUAACAAAGGUCUUAGAAAAGUACGAUAAUGUCCCAGAAAUUAAGAAGAACAUUUUGAAUAGGCUCUCAAAAUUGAAUGAUGUAAAUUCGGACAAAAUCAACAGUGCGAUUGCCGACGGAACAUUUGAAGCGUACAACAAAGCCGGCCUGAAUAACAUGAUUGUCAGCAGCAACAGUUACACGAACAACUCGUUCAAAGAGAUAAUUUCGAAGGCAUCUUUAGAAUUACAAGAAAAAGUAGAGACAGAGAUUAAUUAUUACCGCAUAUUCGUCAGUGGACCAGUUGCCACAGCUCUGGAAGCCAGCGAUUUCAUUUUCAUGGGCGAUACGAAGAAAUUAAUUGAAUUAUUCAAUAAACACUUCAAAGAAGUGAAGAUUAAUACGAAACUCAUACCAAUGUUCGGAACAUUCCAGACUACGAACAUCCAGAUCCUUCCUGUGAAGCAGGCGAAUCCAAAACAGUACGAAUACGACUUCAUGAUGCCAGAUGAGGGCUGGAAUGAUGUCUACUGCAUCAGAUACAUAUUCACAACCAAUACAGACCUACCUAGCUCAUGCGCUUUGGUCAUUGCCAACCAAAAUUCGAAGAAACAAGUUACAAAAGAAGAAUUCUUCAAAGAAAAGUUCGAAUCGGUCAUUACAUCCAUUGAUAAGUACAUAAAGAUACAAAGGGAGUUCAUCCCUAGACAGAAAAACGUCAAUCAAUGGACAGAAGAUCCAGUAAUUCCAUUUGCACCGGAUUUGAUCGAUUCGAUCUCAAAAAUUGAAUCGGCUCUUACUCCUACUGUUUCUCAGCUGAUUCACAGCUCAUCUCAUUCUCCAGCAGCUGAUUUACCUCAGUUCAUCAAAGAACAGAUAGAACUGUUAAAGAAGACAAUGAACGAGGCUGUGCAGGUUAUGUCUCAGAUAGACGGAUUGGAAAAGAAAGGAAGAUACGCUAAGGCAAUCGAGAAUUGCAAAUUGUUUUUGUAA
Molecule: messenger RNA, 3468 nt
Organism: Trichomonas vaginalis G3
Lineage: Eukaryota; Parabasalia; Trichomonadida; Trichomonadidae
Exons: 1
Coding region: 1-3468 (1155 amino acids)
Source: RefSeq, a predicted model, not a curated record